AUGGGCGAUCGCGUGUGGGGUGCGGUGUUGCGGGUGGUGGCGGUGCAGGCGGCGUGGGCGCUGUGCUCGGGGCAGGUGCGGUACUCGGUGCCGGAGGAAGCCAAGGCCGGGACGGUGGUGGGCCGUGUGGCGCAGGACGUGGGUCUGGAGGCGGGCGAGGCGGAGGCGCGGCGGCUGCGGCUGGUGUCUGCGGGCCGGCGGGCGAGCGUGGAGGUGAGCGGGGCGAGCGGGGCGCUGGUGGUGAGCUCGCGGCUGGACCGGGAGGAGCUGUGCGGCAAGAGCGCGCCGUGCGCGCUGCGGCUGGAGGUGCUGGUGGAGCGGCCGCUGCGCGUCUUCCACGUGGAGCUGGAGGUCACCGACAUCAACGACAAUGCCCCGACCUUCCCCGCCGCCCGAAAAAACAUCAGUUUACCGGAGAAUUCCCCUCCCGGCUCCCGUUUCCCGCUGGAGGACGCAUCAGAUGCGGAUAUCGGAGCGAACGCUCAGCUCUCCUACACACUGAGCCCCAGCGAACAUUUUAGAAUAGAGGAAGAAAACACUGACUCGCACAGUAAGUCCUUGUUUCUGAUAAUCGCGAAACCUCUGGAUCGGGAGACGACUCCCGUUCACCGGUUGUUGCUGACGGCGAGUGACGGGGGCCGGCCGUCUCUGACUGGCACAGUGGAGCUGGUGAUCUCAGUGCUUGACGUGAAUGACAACGUACCCCAGUUCAACCAGUCGGUUUACAAAGUAGGUUUGCCCGAGGACGCUUUAGUCGGGAAAAUAGUGGUACGUGUCAACGCCACAGAUCCGGACCUGGGAAUUUACGGAGAAGUGAUUUAUGAAAUUGAUUCUGUUAUUCCACCGUCGGCCACAGAUGUUUUCAGCAUUGAUGCAAAUAGUGGCGAGAUCAGAUUGACGGGUACCCUGGAUUAUGAGACUGUUACGAUAUACAACCUGCAAGUUAGGGCUAGAGAUAAGGGAAUGCCGCCGUUGUCGGGGCACUGCAAGGUGUUGCUGGAGGUGCUGGACGUGAACGACAACGCGCCGGAGGUGCGGGUGACGUCGCUGUCGGUGCCGGUGGCCGAGGACGCGUCGCUGGGGACGGUGGUGGCCCUGCUGAGCGUGUGGGACCGGGACUCGGGGUCGAACGGUGACGUGCGGUGCUGGGUGUGGCCGUCGGGUCCGUUCGUUCUGGAGGCGACGUUGUCGGGGUCGUACUCGCUGGUGCUGCGGGAGGCGCUGGACCGGGAGCGGGUGUCGGAGUACGAGGUGGAGGUGCGUGCGGAGGACGGCGGUUCUCCGUCGCUGGGCGGCCGCGUGGGGCUGCGUGUGCCGGUGUCGGACGUGAACGACAACGCGCCGUCGUUCGCGCAGGCGGUGUACACGGUGCUGGCGCGGGAGAACAACUUGGCGGGCGCGGAGCUGGCGCGGCUGUGGGCGCGGGACCCGGACGAGGCGGGCAACGGGCGCGUGAGCUACUCGUUGUGGGAGGGCGCGUUGGGCGGGGGGUCGGGGUGGUGGGGGUCGGGGUGGGCGGGGGGUGUGUCGGCGUCGAGCUACGUGUCGGUGGAGGCGGAGAGCGGUGUGUUGCGGGCGCUGCAGCCGCUGGACUACGAGGAGGUGCAGGUGCUGCAGUUCGAGGUGCGUGCGGUGGACGCGGGGGAGCCGGCGCUGUGCGGCAACGCGACGGUGCAGCUGUUCGUGCUGGACGAGAACGACAACGCGCCGGCGCUGCUGCCGGCGGCGGGCGGCGGGGCGGAGGCCGGGUCCGGGUCGGGGGAGGCGGGGACGCUGUGGGCGUGGGCGGCGUGGGGUUCUCCGUCGGGUCAGGUGGUGGCGAAGAUCCGGGCGGUGGACGCGGACUCGGGCUACAACGCGUGGCUGCGCUACGAGCUGUGGGAGCCGCGGGGCAAGAGCGCCUUGUUCCGCGUGGGGCUGUACAGCGGCGAGGUGAGCACGGCGCGGGCGCUGGAGGAGGCGGACGGUCCGCGGCAGAGGCUGGUGAUCGUGGUGCGGGACCACGGCGAGCCGGCGCGCUCGGCCACGGCGACGCUGAGCGUGUCGCUGGUGGAGGGCGGCGAGGCGGCGCUGGCGGCGGCGGCGGGCUCGUCGUCGCUGCUGCCGCGCUCGUUGGCGGGCGGCGAGAGCGGCUCUGGGCCGGCGGCGUUGGCGUCGUCGGCGACGAACGUGUGGCUGGUGGUGGCGAUCUGCGGCGUGUCGAGCGUGUUCCUGCUGGCCGUGGUGCUGUACGGGGCGUCGCGCUGGGCGCCGCGGGCGGCCGUGCUGUCGGGGCCCGGGCCCACGACGCUGGUGUGCGCCAGCGAAGUGGGCAGCUGGUCGUACUCGCAGCGCCACAGCCGGAGCCUGUGCGUGGCGGACGGCGCGGCCAAGAGCGACCUGAUGGUUUUCAGCCCCAACUUCCCGCCGCCGCCCGGCGCCGCGGCCAAGGACACGCAGCCGGAGCCUCCCUCUCUCCUCGACACGGUCAGUGGCCCUUCCUUGCUCUUGUCUCCUUCUUCCCUCCUCCCUUCUGCCCCUUCUCUCCCGCCCCCUGGUCAGGCAGUGCUCGGAGCCGGGCUCAGCUCCUGCAGUCGCAGGGCGAUGGGUGCUUUGCAGGUGAUUAAGGAUGUCAGUGGCACCUUUGCAUCGCUUGCCGAGUUCUUUCGGUAG
Chiroxiphia lanceolata (lance-tailed manakin) is the source of this 2652-nucleotide messenger RNA. Its product is annotated as protocadherin alpha-2-like. Lineage: Eukaryota; Metazoa; Chordata; Aves; Passeriformes; Pipridae. Gene Ontology annotation, biological process: homophilic cell-cell adhesion. The transcript has a single exon. Gene Ontology annotation, molecular function: calcium ion binding. Bases 1 to 2652 code for a protein of 883 amino acids. The record is from RefSeq and is a predicted model, not a curated record. Gene Ontology annotation, cellular component: plasma membrane.